AUGUCACCGGCGUUCUCGGAGCCACAUAUCGGCAACCAAAGUAGCUAUCCUUGCGGUACUGCGCCAUCCAUCGGUGAUAUCCAGGGCAGUGUACAUGGAAAUAUGCCACGGCAAACAUUCCUCCAAUACGCCACCGACUUUCACAUGUCUCCCGAACACCCGCGACGUGCACUCGCGGCUCAGUGUGGCAUGCCCCAGACGAAUGGUGAGUGUGUUAGUUCGGAGGCCGCACUUCCUGGCAAUGCCUACCGCCCUAUCAACCAUCCAUUAGGCGGGUACAGCACCUAG
This is a messenger RNA of Phanerochaete carnosa HHB-10118-sp, 288 nucleotides long. RefSeq lists its product as uncharacterized. The record is from RefSeq and is a predicted model, not a curated record. The transcript is spliced from 2 exons. The coding region runs from base 1 to 288 and encodes 95 amino acids. NCBI's taxonomy places the organism in Eukaryota, Fungi, Basidiomycota, Agaricomycetes, Polyporales, Phanerochaetaceae.